CAGGGAGAUGAACAUGUGGAGUCGGGAACCUUGAAUUCUUGUCCUGGUUCUAUCCACACUGGCUGUGUGGCUUUCAGGAAGUCCCUUGUCUUCUUGGUGCUUUAGCUUCCCUGUGAAUAAAAUGGGUAAGUGCUUUCUGACUGGUAGGCUCUUGUCCAAUUCUUCCUUCCUGUCCUCCAGCAGGCUCUCCCUGGAGGCCCAGACCCCUCUGCUCCCCAUGGGCAGCUGCCAGGCAGGACACAACCUGCAUCUCUGUCUGGCCCACCACCCACCUCUGGCCUGUGCCGCUUUGAUCCUGCUGCUUCUUGGCCUUUCUGGCCUGGGCCUUGGCGGCUUCCUCCUCACCCACAGGACUGGCCUGCGCAGCCCUGACAUCCCUCAGGACUGGGUCUCCUUCUUGAGAUCUUUUGGGCAGGUGACCCUGUGCCCCGUGAAUGAGACAGUCACAGGGAAGUGGCAUGGGUCUCACGUCGUGGGCUUACUGACCACCUUGAACUUUGGAGAUGGUCCGGACAAGAACAAGACCCAGGCAUUCCAAGCUCAGGUCCUGGGUAGUGAGAUGGGAUUGAAAGGAUCUUCUGCAAGAGAGGCAGUCCUCAUUACAGCCAGGGUGACCACAGAAAGGACCCCAGGAACCUGCCUGUAUUUUAGUGCUGCUCCAGGAAUCCUGCCCUCCAGCCAGCCACCCAUAUCCUGCUCAGAGGAGGGAGCAGGAAAUGCCACCCUGAGCCGUAGGAUGGCUGAGGAGUGUGUCAGGGUCUGGAGCCAGGAAGGCCUUGCGCUCACCAAGCUGCUCACCUCGGAGGAGCUGGCUCUGUGUGGCUCCAGGCUGCUGGUCUUGGGCUCCUUCCUGCUUCUCUUCUGUGGCCUUCUCUGUUGUCUCACUGCUGUGUGCUUCCACCCCCGCCGGGAGUCCCACUGGUCUAGAACCCGGCUCUGAGGGCACUGGCCUAGUUCCUGUCUUGUUCUCAGGUGUGAAUCAACUUCUUGGGCCUUGGUUCUGAGUUGGAAGAGAUGUUACAAAGAGUGGGGAGCUGGAAUGUGGGGGAAAAUAAAAGGCUUUUUUGCCCAAUG
Messenger RNA from Ceratotherium simum simum (southern white rhinoceros), 1074 nucleotides. RefSeq names its product transmembrane protein 219 (gene TMEM219). Lineage: Eukaryota; Metazoa; Chordata; Mammalia; Perissodactyla; Rhinocerotidae. The record is from RefSeq and is a predicted model, not a curated record.